AUGGCAGUAAAAGAUACUAUCCGAAAACGAACCACCUCACCUUCGUCUUGGGUUUUACCCAAAGAAGAAUCAUGUAUCGCACCUGAUGAUGUAUGGAGUAACAAGGAUAUGGAUCCUGCACCUUUUGAGCACCGUAUAUGGACUGGAUGGACUUUCUUCACAUAUUGGAUCUCAGAUGCUUUCAAUCCUGGUCAAUGGGCUACAGUAGCGAGUUUCGUCGGAAUGGGCUUGACAUGGUGGGAAAGUUGUCUUGCAAUUCUCGUAGGAGGUUUCUUGGUCGCUAUCGUCAUUACAGCCAAUGGUUAUAUCGGUGCAGUCCUUCACACGCCCUUUGCCGUCACAUCCCGAUCAGUAUAUGGAUAUUGGGGAUCCAAGUUCGUUGUAUUUUCGCGAAUGGUCAUUGCUUGUUUCUGGCUUUCUAUCAAUUCCUGGUCUGGAGGCAUCUUCGUAUCUUUGAUGAUUCAAGCUAUCUGGCCCCAAUACGCCAAACUGAAGAACUCUAUUCCAGAAAGUCAAGGAGCAACAUCACAAGAUUUCUUAUCAUUCUUCCUGUUUUGGCUCUUACAACUUCCUUUCGUUUUUAUUCAUCCUUCCAAGCUCAAGUGGGUCUUCAACCUCAAGGCUAUCUUAGUUCCUGUCGUCGCUAUAGGUACCUUGAUAUAUGCCGUCAAGAAGGCUGGACCAUUAGCUUCGUCUGCAUUAUCAGAUCCUACUGGUCGAGUACCUGGUGGAUCAAAGAGGUUCAUAGCUUUCAUGUAUUCAGUUACAGCUACUCAGGGAACUUGGGCUACUUUGAGUAUCAAUGUCGGUGAUUUCUCUCGAUAUUGCAAGAAACCCUCAGCUGCAUAUGUGCAACUGUUCGCUAUUCCCAUUUUGUUCAGUAUCUUCAGUAUUUUCGCUGCCAUCUCAGCUGCAUGUCUGAACGCUGUCCAUGGAACUUCUGACUCUUUCUACCAAGCGUACGACAUCGUGGGUUUAUGGAAUACAUCAGCCGGUGGCCGAGCCGCUAUGUUUCUGGGGUCAUUGAUUUGGGCCUUAUCAAAUGUCACCACCAACAUCUCCGCUAAUUCGAUCUCAGCAGCGAAUGAUAUGACUUCAUUAGCACCUAAAUACAUCAAUAUCAAAAGAGGUCAAAUGAUAGCUAUAACAGUCGGAGUAUGGGGGUUUGCUCCCUGGAAAGUUUUGGCAUCAGCAUCAAACUUCUUAACUUUCAUGGCAUCUUAUUCUAUCGUCCUUGCACCCAUAGCGGUUUUAUUGGCGGUCGACUUUUUCUUCGUCAAACAUCGAAAAAUCGAUAUAUACGAAUUGUAUAGACCAAAUGGAAUUUAUAGAUUUACAGGUGGUUGGAAUUGGAGAGCUUACGUGGCUUUAAUCAUUGCUAUCGCCCCUAAUUUACCAGGUAUGGCCAAUGCUAUUAAUAGUAAUAUCAAUAUUGGAAACAUUCAAUAUGUCUAUAUGGUAUCAAACAUAGUUGGUGAUUUCCUUGCUAUCGUUGUUUACCUCGCUUUAAACAAGUUCUUCCCUGCUCAAGAAGCCCUUAUCGGUGUGCCUCGUCAUGAUCUGAUACCUUCUUCUCCAUCGUACUCAGCACAAGGCGGAUACCCAGUCGAUUAUUCAGGUGCCAACGAGGACUCUGAGGACAGAGAGGAGAAAUACCGUGUAUAG
Kwoniella shivajii is the source of this 1665-nucleotide messenger RNA. RefSeq lists its product as uncharacterized. Gene Ontology annotation, biological process: transmembrane transport; nucleobase transport. Lineage: Eukaryota; Fungi; Basidiomycota; Tremellomycetes; Tremellales; Cryptococcaceae. Gene Ontology annotation, molecular function: nucleobase transmembrane transporter activity. The transcript has 11 exons. Bases 1 to 1665 code for a protein of 554 amino acids. The record is from RefSeq and is a predicted model, not a curated record. Gene Ontology annotation, cellular component: plasma membrane.